Mucor velutinosus is the source of this 852-nucleotide messenger RNA. RefSeq lists its product as uncharacterized. The coding region runs from base 1 to 852 and encodes 283 amino acids. Gene Ontology annotation, cellular component: membrane; endoplasmic reticulum. The transcript has 4 exons. Gene Ontology annotation, molecular function: 1-acylglycerol-3-phosphate O-acyltransferase activity. Gene Ontology annotation, biological process: phosphatidic acid biosynthetic process. The record is from RefSeq and is a predicted model, not a curated record. NCBI's taxonomy places the organism in Eukaryota, Fungi, Mucoromycota, Mucoromycetes, Mucorales, Mucoraceae.
AUGGCAGAAUCAGGGCAAUUGAAUAUGAAGAUCCCUUGGGGACUCACUGCAAUCAUCGCACCUAUUGUGUUUCAGGCCAUUUUCAGAAAGAGAGGAGGAUUCAUGUACAGAAAGAUGGUUGCGUUCAUACUGAUGGGAGUGGCAGCGUGCUUGGGCAUCCUUGCGGGCGUGGCAUUGCCAUUGAUAGGCAGAGCACACUUGAUCAAUUGGACGGUAGCAAGAACAGAGGCAUUCUUGAACAAGACAUUUUUAGCAAUCACUGCUACUGUGGAGGGACAGGAGCACUUGCCCAAAGAUGACCAAACUGCAAUUUACGUUUGCAAUCAUCAGACGGUGAUGGAUAUCAUGUUUAUGGGCAACAUCUUUCCCAAGAGAGCUGCUGUCGUAGCGAAAAAGUCGAUUCGAUGGGUCCCCUUCUUGGGCUGGUUUAUGAUCUUGAGCAAGACUAUCUUCUUGGAUCGUGGAAACCGGGACAGUGCAAUCAAGCAAGCAAAGCAGGCAGCCAUCGAUAUUCAUAGAAAAAAGAUGGGUGUGUGGAUCUACCCUGAAGGCACUCGAAGCAACAGUGGUAAAAACGAGUUACUGCCGUUCAAGAAGGGCGCAUUUUACAUGGCAACACAGGCUAAAGUGCCGAUUAUCCCUAUCGUGAUCCAGAAUUAUAAAGACAUCUAUAAUGCCAAACAAAAGCAUUUCAGCUAUGGCGACAUUAAAAUCAAGAUUUUGCCUCCUGUUGACACAACUGACAUUCCCGAAAAUUCGGAAUCUGUGGAUAAAUUGGCCACAGACAUUAGAAAUCAAAUGUUGGCCACCUUGAAGGAGAUCUCUCCAGAACAACAAGACAAAUCAGAAUAA